Messenger RNA from Acanthoscelides obtectus, 678 nucleotides. The record is from the annotation of a GenBank genome assembly. NCBI's taxonomy places the organism in Eukaryota, Metazoa, Arthropoda, Insecta, Coleoptera, Chrysomelidae.
GUUUAGGACACACCAUUGUAAUACCCUAUCGAAUUCACGCUGCAGUCGACUACAAUCUUCAUAAAUCAAAUGGUAACAAUCGAUAUUAUUAACAAUAUCGUUAAUAAAAGUAAAUAAAAGCAGAGGACCCAUGGAUGAGCCUGAAGUUGGAAAUAUAUUUUUGGAUUUGCUACCUCCGAAGUCAAUAUAUUGCCUCCUGCCUGACAAAUAUGAUCUGAAAAGUGACAGUACGCCGGGAGAUAUACCAGCAUUGUCCAAUUUCGUUAAUAGGAUGUUGUGAUUGAGUUUGUUAAAGGCUGUUUAUAGUGGACUGAACGUUAUGCAUUAAGAAAUUAUGGAGUUGCAAAAGCUUUAGAAGAGUUAGAUGCUGACAGAUGACUAAAGCAGUCAUGAUCAAGAAACGAUGGGAUGCCAUCUGGCCCACAGAAAUUCAUCCUAAUUUAGCUAAGGACAGUGUUGGGCUUGGAGGGAGAUCAAAGGAGACAAUUAAUAGAAAGUGGGACGAAUUAGCGAUAUGUCUGAAUACUCAUGGAUCUGGAGCUACAAAAAAUGGACAAUGCUGGAGAAGGGUGAGUUUAUGUUACAUUUUGUUAUUCAUCCUUUUGUCAUCGCUAAUUCAUAAUUUUUAUAAUUAUGCUGAAUCUUAUUUUUCAUUAUAAGAUUACACCUUUUUGCUAU